This is a messenger RNA of Fonticula alba, 994 nucleotides long. RefSeq lists its product as hypothetical. Lineage: Eukaryota; Rotosphaerida; Fonticulaceae. The record is from RefSeq and is a predicted model, not a curated record. The transcript has 5 exons. The coding region runs from base 58 to 822 and encodes 254 amino acids.
CCCGCUCGCCGCCACCUCCCCCGCACCUCUCCCCCCGCCCCUUCCCGCCCUGACAUCAUGGCCACCACCAGCCCCUUCCCGGCGACCGAGCCGGAACUUGUCAAACUCCCGCUCCUCGCCAUCGAAAAGCGCUUCAUCAAUGACUGCAUCCGAGCCAUCUGCCACAGCAUCUUCCUUGCCCGGCACUUGGACCAGGUUCGCCCGAAGGACUUCCACGCAACGGACCCCGAUGCCGCAGGACUCGACGUUGUGUGGGCCGGUCCCGACAUCUUCGGCUCGUCCGAGGGCCCCGCUGCCGACUCCUCGAGCAAGUCCAUCCAGCACUUCUUCAACACCCUCAGCGAAUCCUUCAUCAAGGAAAUCCCCCAACGCUUGUCUCAGGUCCAGGUGACCUCACAGCCGCAGCCCACCUCCUCGGACGACAUCUAUAUCGACAUUUACGAUGUGACCAGCGUCCCGGCCGAUGCUCUGGGACAAUCGCCCGAUCGCGCUGCCGGGCCACCCCCCGGACGCCACCUCGAGCGGUGGGUUCUCCCCAUUCAACUUUUGACCGACUCCAGCCGCGGCCCGGUGGAGCUCUUCAACAUCGAAGCCCCGCGCCCCGGUGGAGGUGCUCUUCCCCCGCCCGACAACUCGCCCGGGGCGGUGGAUGCUCGCUUGAAGCUUGAGAACAUCCUCGCUCGGAUCGGCGCACACACCUUGGCCACGUCCAACUGGUGGGCUGACACCGGAUCCGUGCGCGUGGCCUUGGUGGUGGCCUUUAAGCCCAAAGAUCGCCUCAAUUUGUUCCGCUUCCCCCUUCCACUCCCCUUCAUGCGGUGAAGAGAAAAAGAAGAGAACAGGUCAGAGAAGCACAUUUAUUCUUGCCCCUCUGGGACAUCGGCCACAAUAAAGUACACACACAUGUCUCGCCAACGGAGCGACAACCACCCUCGCGGGUUGUUGAAAAGCCCAUCUCCUGGGAGACGCCCAUCGAGAGAGAGAGAGAGAGAGA